AUGAGUGUCUCUCCACAGAUAUGGAAGCGGGUUACGGAGAAUGGUCAGCUCCAUAUCGACAUUCAAAGAAUCCAAGUCGAGGACCAGUCUCCUUUACUACAAUGCACGAGAUGCCUUGGCUAUGGCCAUGGAAAACGAUUUUGCAAGGAGGAGGUGGACUCUUGUAGCCACUCUAAAGCAGAUAUAAAUGAUCACAAUGCAUUUAGCCAAUCAUGUCCAGUGCGAAAGCAGUGGGAUGACCUAGCGAGGUCAUCCGUAGCAUAUUGCUAA
Molecule: messenger RNA, 270 nt
Organism: Leptidea sinapis
Lineage: Eukaryota; Metazoa; Arthropoda; Insecta; Lepidoptera; Pieridae
Exons: 2
Coding region: 1-270 (89 amino acids)
Source: RefSeq, a predicted model, not a curated record